Mytilus trossulus (common blue mussel) is the source of this 2158-nucleotide messenger RNA. RefSeq lists its product as uncharacterized. Lineage: Eukaryota; Metazoa; Mollusca; Bivalvia; Mytilida; Mytilidae. The transcript is spliced from 14 exons. The record is from RefSeq and is a predicted model, not a curated record. The coding region runs from base 294 to 1904 and encodes 536 amino acids.
UACACAACCCUUGUCAAUCAAAACUCUCUUUUCAUUUAGUAUUGGGCGAGAGCAGUUUUGAGAAAAAGGCGGUGGGACUUUCUCAUUAGAUAUUACCAAACAUGGAUAUUUAAAUCAAAAAGUCAGAAUGAAAUAAAUGUUUGGAAUUUAACUUCAAAAGACUGACAAGUCUCUAGAAAAUUGUCAAAUCAAGAAAAAAAAUGUGUCGGAAAUAAGGAACUUUAAGUGUAAUAGUCUACGAAUUCUCAAACAAAAAUUGAACUUUAGACUUGAGCUAAUUUUUCGAAUCAACCAUGAAAUUUUCGAAAAUACUGUAUAUAGUGACUUUAUGUUUGGUCGGAUCUGCAACGGCUCAGAAAUCCUCCAGUUGGAUGAAAGGUUUUGAUAGUUUAUGGAAUUUAAUAGCCGACACAACACGACGAUCUCUUGAUGGAGUUACAAAAUCUACUGGUAUUGAUCUCUUCGGAAAGAAUGGUUUGCUUUCAAAAACCAUGAUGAAGCCAACCCCACCGGCGUUAUAUGAUAUGCCACCGCAAGAUUAUCCACCUACAGAACCAAACUAUGCUGACUUUGGACAUGGGCCGACUCAUCCACCUGAUAUUCUGAUGCAACGAGACCCUCAACCGUUGCUACGAGCUGCAAAAAGAGCCCUCACAUCACAGUUUACAUGUUCUAAGGAAUAUGCUGCCCUUCCGGGUCACACUAUGUGUAUGAAUGAUAAUCCAAAUGUAGCAGAAAGUGGCAUCUCUGAGUUAGACAAAGUGCUGGUUUUGAGACAUCAUAACAGAUUACGUGGUCAGGUUCAGCCUCCAGCUACAGACCUUGUUAAACUAAAAUGGGACGAUAGACUUGCAGUCGUUGCACAGAAAUGGGCGAACCAGUGUGAAGCAGGACACGACAAAGAAAGAAAUGUUCCAUCAAUAGGAAUGACUAUUGGACAAAACGUAGCAGGUGGUUAUCGUUCUUGGAAGAAAGCUGUGCAGAUGUGGUAUGACGAGAUUACGAUGUGGAAGUACGGGAUCGAACCAGAUUCUUAUCUCGGUCACGAGGGAUGGAAGAAAAUUGGACAUUUCACACAGAUGGUGCAGAAUGGUACCUACUUAGUUGGUUGUGGCUAUGCAGUGUGUAAAAAUUCUAUGUACAAGCGUUAUUACGUCUGUGAUUAUGCUGCAGGACAGUCUAACUUGGCAAUUCCUUACACAACUGGUCCAAGAUGUUCCAAAUGUCCUCAUUCUUGUGUGAAUGGACAGUGCGACUGCAAAGGAACAGUAUGUUAUAAUGGUGGGAAACUUGAUCCAGAUACUUGCCAUUGUAAAUGUACCAAAGUAUACAAAGGAAGAACGUGUGAGGAAUUGAACUGUCCAGCCGAGGAUGCCUUUGUUUGUGGGAGAGAUUGGCCUCAGUCAUACUGUGAUAGAUUCUACAACGUCCCAGACGAAUGCCCUUACAUGUGUGGAAGAUGCAAAGGAGGGUCAACAAGUGCAUUAAAGCCACCGACGACUUACACUUCAGCUUUUGGAUGUACAUUCAAGGGACGAAGAGCGAGCCCUAAGGAAUGUUCAAAAUAUGGCGACCACGGUCAAGACAUUCAAAACUGUGCCUCACAAGGGGGUAAUGUAGGAUGCAGUGAUUGUGCUACCUACUACAAUGUCAAACGUGACAUGUGCCCAGUCAUGUGUGGAUUCUGUGAUGCUCCAUGUGGUGGAAAGAUGUGUCAGAAUGGCGGAAGUCUGAAUACAGCCACAUGCACGUGUACAUGUGUUCCUCCCUAUAAUGGACCCACAUGCGCAAAAGCAAAAUGCCCUGCCCAAGAUGCAGCUCAUUGCAAAUGGUGGCCGAAAUCGCAUUGCCGUACCUACUACAACGUGCCCCAGGAAUGCCCAAGGAUGUGUGGUAUAUGCUAAUCGGUACACCAACAGAGGCAAGGAAGAAAUUCGGAAAAUAAUGUAUUUCUCAUCAGAUGUGUGGUCAGUUCUUCAGACAAACUAUUAUACACAACAUUCAUGUCAUGAAGAUUUUUUUUAAAUGUCUGGUGUAUUCCAAGAAUAUUUAAACAUGUUUUAUAGCUAGAUAAAGUUGACCUUAAGUGUUGAUUUGUGUUUUGAUAUGUGCUAAAAUAUUAUUUAUUGUGAUAAUUAUGUACACAAUCUGUUGUUCA